AUGGGGUUGACUAUUUCUGCAGUAUUUACCCGGCUGUUUGGCAAAAAGCCGAUGCGUAUAUUGAUGGUGGGGCUGGACGCAGCCGGCAAGACGACAAUUUUGUACAAACUCAAGCUCGGAGAGAUUGUAACCACAAUCCCAACGAUAGGCUUCAACGUGGAAACAGUGGAGUACAAAAACAUUUCCUUCACUGUUUGGGACGUGGGCGGCCAAACCAGGAUAAGGAAGCUGUGGAGACACUACUUCAGCAACACAGACGGCCUAAUCUUCGUGGUGGAUUCCAACGACAAAGAGCGAAUAAGCGAGGCUGAGGGCGAGUUGCACAGCAUGUUGCAGGAGGAAGAGCUGAAGGACGCCGCUCUACUGAUUUUCGCCAACAAACAGGAUCUUCCCAAUUCCAUGAACUCUGCAGAGUUAACGGACAAGCUGAAUCUAACGCAACUGAAGAGUCGAAGAUGGUAUAUCCAAGCUACGUGCGCCACACAAGGGAAUGGACUGUACGAAGGGUUGGACUGGCUGUCCAACGAAUUGGCCAAGUAAAUUUAAAGAUUAUAUAUUUUUUAUUCACCUUAUUCCUGUUUAUUUGUUUUUAUUAACCUUAAGAAUAAAAUAUUGAUAUGACGUUUUUGUUUUUACGAAGUUUUUUGUUAAUAAGGCAAUGAAAUAAAUUGAAAAUCUUGUUAGACUGAUGGCGGGUAUCUACAAAACUUUUUUU
Molecule: messenger RNA, 715 nt
Organism: Brassicogethes aeneus
Lineage: Eukaryota; Metazoa; Arthropoda; Insecta; Coleoptera; Nitidulidae
Source: the annotation of a GenBank genome assembly